This is a messenger RNA of Spirometra erinaceieuropaei, 26759 nucleotides long. The record is from the annotation of a GenBank genome assembly. Lineage: Eukaryota; Metazoa; Platyhelminthes; Cestoda; Diphyllobothriidea; Diphyllobothriidae.
GCCUGGAAAGGCAUAAGCAAGGACUUUAAGUGAUUUAAAGAGUAGAUCACAAGUCAAACAGAAAUAGGAGUAACUCGGUCUGUUUGACCUUCUGGAGCUACCAAAUCCUGAAUCUAUGGGAGUACACAACGACAUGUCAUUUGCCUGCCAGUCUGCCGAAACGAACAGGCAAAUAACAAGAGCGCAAAAGAUGAUAGGCUGUUGACAGCGGCGUAUAAAGGCCUUUGUCAGCCUGUCAGACGCUCUCUUAGGCCCAUGCGCUUGUUUUGUUUACGUAUUUUUUCUUCCGCUUGCAGAUAUUACCUUGGACAUUUUCUGGCUAGGGAAAACGGGGAAAAGCCCGAAAAUGAGGUCGAAUCGGCUGACCCGAUCUUGCGUGAUUUACAGCGAAUGAUAGACUGGAAACGCUUUGCCGAACCUGUCUACGAGGUUGCUAUAACUCCGUGCUCCGGGGGCGAUUUUACUGUAUCGACGGGCUUUACUCUUUGAGAAGGAUAAUUCCUGUGGCAAACUUUAAUGACAUCUCCGGUCUAUUAACUUUGGGCCAAAAGUGACAAAAAACUAGUCCGGUAUAGCACGUUGCGCAAAAUAUUGCAAAACGGUCUCCAACGCCCAAAAUUAAAGAUUUUUCUAGCAAUUUUCUUCCCAGAGUCAUUCAAUUUGGGCCCUGACAGCUGUUCACUGACAAGCUCCAGAUCACACGCAUUGAAACAGACCUGCUGAAGAAGACUUAUUCCCGCAGACUGCUAUGAGGAGCCAUGUUUUUUCUUAAGAUAUUGAUUGUAAGCGGCCUACGCAAAGUCGGCCCUCACGCAAGGCAAGUGACUACUCUUCAAUGGACGCCGAAGUUGACAAUCCACUACUCAAAGCAGAAAGGCAUAAACUGUUGCGCACGUAAAUAUACUAGCUCCGGAAUUUUUAUAAAAGCCAGUGAUACAAUCUUUAUUCGAUGGCCACUAUCAAUAGGCAAAUUGAGAUCAAAACGAAAUAUUAUUUAACUGUUUGUUCCUUUGUAUGCCCGCCACCUCAUGGAAACCCUGCAACGUCCAAAAAUCGAUUUCACAAGGAGAUAUAUGGUGGACCUUAGAAGAAUGCUAACGUAUAUUAAGCUCCUGAUCUAAAUGUGCUUUCAAUUAGAAAGGAUUUGUUUACCAUUUCUGCAAUGUUUCAAAAGGGUCAGAAACGCGAAUCAAAAGCGAUAAAUGUUCGUUAAAAAUCGUUAUAAGGAUCCAGCAUGUUUUUAUGUCGGAGGAAUUUACUUACGCGGAAAAAGGCUUUUGUGAAUGGGGACUAAAGACAGGCGCAGUUGACUUUUUUGGAAGUCCAUUAUGCAGCAUGUAUCUUGAAAGGCCUGUACUUAGUCGUCUAUUGUAUUUAGAAAGAACUAACUGGGACUACAUUAUCUAUAACAACUUUGAAAAGUCAUCUACGAUUCGAAAACUAACGUUUUCACUAAUCAUGAAUAAUUCUGCACAAUUAUUUGAAAAGGAGGAUCCCAAGAUAGUUCAAAACGUCGCCCCCAAUAUUUCAGACUUGCUGGAGCUUUUUAAUAGGGAACAUUAGGAAAAACAGGCAACCGCGAUCCGUUAAUCUGUAUAAUGAAUAAGGGGCCUGAAACGUGGAAAAUUUAUUAAAUCGGAAAUUUUGGCACUCCUACCUCAUAUUCUAAAAAGACGCUCGAACCUCCGAAAUAAGCACAGAAUACGCAGUUUUACUUGUGUUUUUUAAAGCGUGCAUAUCUCACAUCACACUCAACGUUGUGUUAGGCGUGCACAAUAGAUAUCUUGGGUUUUCAAGCAGUUAUCAAUAUACUUUUUAAAACGUUAAGCUGUUUCCUGCAGAUUUAUAUAGAAUAAGCGGACCUGAACAAGUUUUUUAAUGUGUAAUCCUAUAUUUUUACCCUGGGCAUAUUCUGAAAAUUUGAACUAGCGGAAGUAUGACUGUUUGAAAUCUCGGGAAAGUAUUUUGUUUCUUUGUUUGUCGACGUUUUCCCAGUUACGCACUCUAACAUCUCAAGAACUAAUUGGGAAGUAACGUGGUUAACUCCAGAGCUGUGGAAAUCAUUUGAAUUUCCAGACAUUUUUCUUGACUUAAAUACGUUUCGUUCAAGGCCUUAUUCUUCUUAUAAGCAUAAUUAACAACAAAUGCUACCUGCGGGUUUUCGUAUUCAGCAAGUUAUCCUAGUGUCCUGCAAUAUACAGAGAACAAAAACAACAAAUGACAAAUAAUUACUUAUAUAAAAGUUUGCAACAUAUCGCAGUAACACGAUUUUGUAAUAAAAACUACAUGAUGCUGUGAAUAACAAUCAUCAGACAGUCUGUAGUAUACAUGCGCUGUAUAUAUGUAUUUAAGGUUGUAAAGACUAAUAUUUACCGAAGAAGGGUGAGUGUUUUAAGCAUGUGUGACCCGUCUGAUCAGUUGGGCACAGUAUUCCAAGGUUGGGAGUGCGGGGAAACGAAGUUAUGCGUGAAAUAUGAACUUUUGUAAGCAAGAAGUCGAGCAAAAGCCCCUGAUAUUAAACCUUAAUCGUGAUUUUGACAAUGAUCCUACACUUUCCAGCUCUUUUAUUCGCUUCACGGCCCCACAAUGAACGAAAAUGAGUGCUACAGACAAGACAAAAAACAGAUAACGGUCGAUUGUUGAUGGCAGUGGCUGACCCCACGAACGUGCGUAUCUUGUUCGAACGUAAACACCUUAACCGUCCACCGCGCGCCCCACAGCAUGGUGGCGCAGGCACAUUGACUGGGCCUCGGAUGUGAACUCGGUCAAUCGAUUUAUCGAUCUGGCGCCGGCGUACAGAGCCCUUCGUAGUCACCCCCAGUCGUGCGACGUCGGUCGAUGAUUGGGUCUACGUGCCUUAUAACUGCCGCUUGUCCUGUUUUUGCCACUACCUCUCACGAUGGACUCCUGUACGAGUCUGAAAGCUCAGGAUAAUAAACGAAUUGUUCCGGUGCUCGACUCUUCUUCUUCUUCAAAUAUGUAUACACCUGGAACUCGAAAUUUCGCCUUCAUUCGCACAUUGACUUGCGCACGAUUAAGUUUAUGAUGAUGAUCGGUUUGUGCCGCAUCUACCGCGCUCCCUCCUCCUCUCCCACCUGAAUCCGGAGUGAUGACAGAGCCAAGAAGGCCGAAGGCGGGAGAGGGCGCAGGUGGUUAGCACUGAGAAACCCCGCACCUAGGCGUACCGCCAUACCUCCUGGUCCACAACAUGCACCGACUAGGAUUUUAUGCCACAACACAAGUAAGGCGAGCUAGUGGCGCGGAUCUCAGCUGGCGCAGAGUAGACCGGCAACUCUUCGCGCCAUCACACCCCAACGUUGGCAUUUUAUAAGGGACUGCAUUGUCGAUAAUGCCUGUCGGACAACGAUCUAGUCCCUGUGUUGGUCUAGCACACUGUCACGACACUCUUGGAAUAUCAAGUAAAAGUCUUAAUUAUGCUCUGGCUCAACACCACAGAUGUUGAAACAUAAGUUUGAGCGACAGUUACUUUGCUAGCCCUCAAUAGAGAACAGAAUCCCUCUGCGCUGACCUCUUCCCACAAAACACGUACUAGAAAGUGUGCAACAUGUUUGAACAUUUGAGGUCUAUCUUGAGGUCAAGGGUAGCAAGGGUAGUACUUUUUGGUCAGUAUUUAAGUUAGUGUUUGUAAAUAGUGUCUGAAAAUAGUGUCUCAUUUGUCCGUCGGAUGCUGAGAAAAGUUGAGUCAUACCCUACUGGGUGCUGAGUAUAGUCAGAGCCCUUGACAAGCGUAGGGGAGAGGCGUAAGAAGCUUAAAGAAACUGGACUGAAACUGGGUUGGACAGUGUCAUCCGGCUUACAAGAGUCACUUGUGAAGGUGGCAGCUCCCCGUUUCUAAGUGCUCGCAUGCUAAAACAGGGCGACGGACGUCUCAAAACAGUGUACGUGGGAACAACUCUAGUGCCGACAUUGUCCUCAGCCCGGAAAAGCAGCCGAGUAACAGCCCUCUGACACCGCUUCCUUCAAAACUUCUAUAAGAAUAGUUUGUUGGAGAGAUGAUUGAAGGCCGUAGACCGUUUAUUUCGAUCUAACAAAUGCAGGCGAGCGACGAAAUGAAAUUCAGAGAUGCAAUAUGGUGAGGACUAUGCGGAACAAAUAAAUCACAGCGUGAUUAUUCACAGCGCCAUCACCCAACGCAUCCGAAAUGCGGGGAAUAAAGUUAUAUACAGCCGUCCACGCGCAAUUCGUUUUUGCGUACAGUUUGUUCGUUCUGGUCGACAUGUUGCAACUCGCAUAAAUUAGCACAAUCCGCUCAGUCAUCAGUUUUGCUCACACGCACAUGUACACGAGUUUGCCCUUCCCACUGGGAAGCCACUGAGGCUGUCACCAUGGCCACUAACGGACACUCGUGAGAACUUCUCAAGGUUUGGCUUUCCAAAGCAGGCGGCAUGAAUCGCAACGUUGAGCAUGAAGACUUGUGAGCAGACCUGGUUGGUCCUCCACGGUCACCGUAAAAGAGCAACAGGAAUUGGCCUCUAUCCGGACGUCUGUUUACUCCAUAGCCCAUUGUUAAUUGCGCACCUGUCGACCUCUACUCGUUUUCGCUUUCUUCUUGCCGACUGCUGAUACACACAACUAAAUGAUAACGAAAGUUGGUCCGUGGCCAGCCUACUGUCUGCACACUGAAUCGUCAUUGCCCCUGCGUCUCCUGGUCUGCACCUUUAGCCCUCGCCCGCUUUCUCCAUACGCACUCCCACUAGCAUUCACGACGCGUGUAAACGUGCGACCUUUAAUGUUUAUUUCGUCUGAUAAUGGGAGCCUACUUUGGCAACUGGAGAUGCAUGCAUUUUUCACGUGAAAGUAGGCGUUAGCCUCAAGGGUCAUUGAUACUAUAUGACCCGCCAUUACGCCCUGUCGAUGAAGACAAGUCAGGAGCAUAUUUACACUCGCACCCCAAAAUCUGGACUGUGAUACUUACUCUGCCAAGGACGUUGCUUCUUACAGAGGAUCCGGAGUGUACGAUGAGGUCAGAAGGACAGUCGCGAGAAUACCAGACACCUGGAAGCACGCAGAUGAGAGAUCAUUGCGAAGCAAGUUUCAAGGUGUUCCGCACUUCAGGAUCUGUUAUGGCUGGCUGACGACGGCUAAUAUGGCAGAAAGGGCCAUUCCAGUCUCUGCUGUCUUUGCCGGUAAUGCCAUUCUACGUAUAUCAUACGCUGAUGUGCGGCUGUUGGUUGGGCUUGAGAGAAAAAGAGCUCCAAGACACAACUGGGCGAGUGAGUUCUGAAAAACAUCACCGAUGAUCGUCCCUCUACUAUUAUAUAUAGGCAGGAUGGUAUUAUCGACAAAGACAAGGGAGGCUGGAAUGGCCAUUUCUGGCUUAUUAGCCGUCGUCAGCCAGCCAUACCCAAGCCCGAAGUGUGGAACACCCGAGCCUCGAACUCGCGACCUGUUGGUUUAGAAGUCCACGCCUCUACUCGGGUGUUGCACACUUCGGGCUGAGGUAUGGCUGGCUGACGACGGCUAAUAAGCCAGAAAUGGCCAUUCCAGUCUCUGCUGUCUUUGUCGGUAAUGCCAUUCUGCGUAUAUCAUGCGCUGCUGUGCGGCUGCUGCUUGGGCUCGAGAGAGAGAGUCCAUAAGGCACAACGGAACGAGUGAGUUCCGUAUGAACGAUCGGUGAGCGCCCCCUACCACUAUUAUAUAUAUAUAUAUCCUAGCAUUCUCUACGCAGCAGCUUACGACCAGUCUAGACUGGAGCCCCAUUGGAAAACUUCAAAAACUAUAAACUUUAAUGCAAUUGGAUCAAUAAUCGCCUCGUCUUCGCUAUGCUGAUGCAACCCGCAAUGUCCCGUUGCCGCCUAAGGACAUGUUUGAAUCUGUUUGCUAUACUGACUGUCAUGAUUUUUUGACCAACUACCGCGCAAUUACCAAAAAAUUUUUCUCUCAACGCCGUUCCCGAGUGCGCUCUCACCGUUAGGCGCGGAGGCCCAUAGCCGCUAUGCAGGUUAAUAAACACGUGGGAAACAGGCCGGUACGAGAAUUAAUCGAAUCUCAGCACUCUAGCGACCACUUUAGUAGCCCCAGAUUCGGCCGGGCGCCAGCCUUUGAAUGACAUUUGGAGGGCCAGACGCUAGGUGGCACGCCUUUACUGCCUGCCAAAUUAUCCAAGCCGGGAGCGUUUCCACGCUCGUCGAUGGGAGAUCCUUGCGAAGCGAGAGGCAUUCUCCUACGCUUAAUUGAAAGUCCUUCACCGAUGCUUUGACGAGAACGUCUCACUUAAAUAAUUCGGAAAUAAACAGCCUUUGAACACUGACCCAUGUCAAGAAGAGAAUAAUAUGGGCACUGAUAUAAGAUGACGCCGCAGAAUAAUACCAUAACAUUGACAUUUUGCCAGCGCACGAGCUAGAAGAGGUGUGCAAACAGGGCAUGCAGUAACAUGCGUCGUCUUUUUCUCAUCUGACGCAGAACCUGUCUGCCGUACUGCCGGCAGUACGCCUUAUUUGUUGAAUGGGUGGUACAUGGUUAUUUGGAAGUGUUGGUUGUACCAACUUAAGUGUUCGUCGAUAACAAAUUCUCGUCUCAGACAAUAAAUGCCAUGUCUUUCACCUAGCAAUUUCCAGAUUUUGUAGCCUUUUGUGUAUGUAGCUAUAUCGAAGGAAAUAAGUCCUCUGGAAAAGACAACAGAGUUUAUUUUGCAAAUUUUUGACUCUAAUUCUACAGGCCGUCUUCAGAUAUGAAGCAAGUGUACACAAUAUUUAGGGUAUAAACCUACUAAAAUCGAUAUUGCACUGUCAGUUCUUCAAGUUGGCAUAACGUUCUGAUUGGCUAUCGACUGUUCUAUUUUUAUUUGAGGUUGCUGUAGACGGUUUCUGAUUUAGUGUGCCUAUUUUCCAGUUUAUAUACAUACAAAUGCCAGAAGUACAUUUACCAGUCAGGUUACGGGACACGCUCGUCUUGUUAUGCUGUUUGUCUUGUGGCGAAACAAGUAAGCUGAAUAUUGUUCGAACCCUGCAAAUAACUAAAACUGUGGUUUUAGGGUUAACUUGAAUGUUCGGCCGUCGCGUCCGGCGAUGAUCAAGGUGGAGCGGACACGGUGACUUGCGCGUGAUUUGGUUUAUUGUUAGAGUAUACUUGCGCAGCAUCUACCGCACUCUCUCCUCCCCCACUUGAGCCCGAUUUUAAGACAUAGGCAAAAUGACCAUCGGCGAAAGAGGGCUCAGGUGGCUGGCGUGACCGAGCCCGCGCCUAGGCACACCUCCACACCCCCUGGUUCACAACAAAUACUUGACCAGAAUAUUGACCGACAGCAAAAUUGCAUCAGAAAGAGGCGGGGAUGGCACAAGUUACUGGGUAACCAUGCACACAGCCCGUAUACACAGCGAGAGCGCUAGGGAAUCUACCGGCAGGGAUCCAGGGGCUAGAGAACUGCCGGUGCGCACAAAGCUGCGAGGGCCAUGGUUUGCUGAUCAUGGCGCAGCAGAAGCUCACAAUCCUUAAACCCCAGAAGUGUUGGAGGCAGCCCUUCAUUUAACCAGGGUCGUUACCCUCCAGAGGCCGAGUAAUCGACUGAGAUGCACUACCCAUAUAGGAUUCGUUAAAAAGCGUAGACAUGGCAUCUUCGCCACAAUAAACGGAACACAUAACUAGGAGGGACGGAUGUGUAGGGCUUGGCUUGUUUUGCACUCAAACUGGGGAGCGAGCUACUGGUAAAUUUCAAACAGACGAUAAUCACUGUUUCCGACGUCCUUGCAGUCAUUCGUCAGUCAUGCCCGAACAGGGCCAAGGAGUUGCAGGACUCUUUGGUCAUUAAGCGUCAAACGCUCAGCCAUUGAGAUACUAGCGCGCCGAUCUGUAGGUUGUCUUAUAAUCAAAAGAGCCGGUUUCAAACCGCCAGAUUGUCGGCAUACUCGGGAUCGAAUACUGACCGGUGGAUAAUGGCAUAUAAUUCCUAAAUGGCCAUUCCAGUCUCCCACAUGCUCGCCAGUCAAUCUCCCCGAUUGCUGACUUUUCGUCACCAUUCUACUCAUUAUCAGGGCUCUGGACUGGGGUUAAACGACCUUACAUUUAGGACAGACGAUUGAGAGCCAGGCGCAUGCACCUUCAGUGAACCAUGCAUGGAACAGCUGGCCGCUGUCCCAGGAUGACAACCACCCACGUUUUUCAGGGUUUAGGGGAUGGCAGCGGAGCUAGGCGGUACGAGGUACCGGUCAUCAAUCAGGUUACGGAACAUGCUCGUCCCUUUGGGCCUUGUGACUUAAUCCACAGUUCAACCGUCGUGGUCGAAGAUGUCCAUCGUGUACUCCGCAACGAGGUGAAACAGGACCGGUGAAUUUCGCGUGACUUAGUUGGUAGUGAUAGCUGACUUGCGCAACAUCUACCGCACUCUCUCCUCCACUUUCACCCCGUGUCAAGAUGGAGUCAAAAAAGCCGGAGGCGGGAAAGGGCGCAGGUGGAUGGCACGGUCGAGACCUCAUCUUGGCGUUCCACUCCACACACGCCCUGGUUGACGUCUGCCGAAAAUUGGGUUCGCAACCGCACCCCGAAAUGUUGACAUUUGUCGUGGUGCGCAUUCCAUUAACGUCCGUCAGGAUCUGUGCUGGUCCAGCGCAUCUACCAGGCAUCUACGGGCGGCCGGAUAGCGGACAGCAUUGAUGCCUGUCCCGUUACCCCCUCCCCCAGUUAAGGGCUCCGUGGCUCAGUGGUAGAGCAAUGAUCUAAAAACGCUUAUCGGCCUAGGAAUUCGGGCUCGAAUCCCAAGUCGUGCUAAACUGCGGUUGGGUAUGACUGAGUAAAGAGUUCACCAAUAAGGCCGAAAUGGCCAUUCCAAUUUCUUUUUUUCUUGUCAGCAGGCCUGUUAAACAUUCGUUGUGGGAAAUGAUCAGGAAGAACGGGGCUUUCGAAUCCGACUCGUAUUCAGUACUAAGCCUAAUGUCCUACCAGUUUAUUGCAAGUUCGGCAUGCCUGAUCUGAGUUAUGGCUGACCGAUGGUUAAAAUUAAGUCAGUAAUAGUCAUUUUAGACUGUGCAGUCUUUGAAGUUCAUAGGUAUCAGAGAGAUAAUGCUUGAAAAUCUACAGACUUAACGCCUGAACAGCGAGAGGUAGGCUUAAGAGGGAGAUCCGCGCGCAACACGAGACGCCCGUUUAUGUAAACUGCACGCACACCAUUCAAUGUCUGAAUUAUUCACACCGGAUGAAUAAAGACCUCACCCAUGCAAAAGGCAGGCGCACCAGUCAUAGCCCUCGUUUGAACAAGCAGCCCUUUUGCAAGCAGUAGAACAUUUGGUUAGUUAGCCAUAGCUAGUCGCCUGUUAUAGAGAGACGGGGAAUGAUAAUUGUGCGUUGGCUAGACACAAGGUUUUCACGGCCAUUUGCAGCGAGAGAGCAAAUAAACGAGAACCAACUGCACAUCAAGUUUUUUGAGAAAAUCUCGCUUUGCGAACUCCAAAUUUUCAACCCCUCGAAAAUUCCUUAGUCAGAAUUACUCAUUUGACCUUGUGCUGACUGUCACCAACGUUCGCACAAUUUAAUAUGACAGCCAGGGCUUUCUCCAACUAGGAAGCGGCUUGAAUUGGGCUUCCAACGAACUCUGGACAGCCAGAACUCUCUAAAGAGCACAGAGCGUCCGGAUUGGUUGGACGUGCUCGCACGCACGCACGCACGCGCUGAGUGCAACCAAUCAUCACUUGACUUCCAGGGACGUCGGCACACCGAACCGGAUUAGGCACGUCAACCUAACAAUAGCUGGCUACGGACGUGUCUGUGUGUGUGCGUUUAAGUGUUAAGCCUGUCUGUGUGUUUCACGUUCUGCCGUAGUCAGCGGGUUCAGUCCGUUUGACAGGCGUGUUUAAACUAGCGCACGAGACGUACUUCCGCGGUCGGGAAGACCCUAGGGACCUGUUUAGACCGUUUAUCCGCUGGAUCUUACCGCAAACCCGUCAGGUAAGGUCUCUGGUGAUAAUCAUCUCAAUUCUAUUUUCUCUUGAAUCCAACAAUGCCCUCCUGUUAUGACAUUGGGUAGGGGUGAGACUAGGCUGACAUCUGUAGGCGACAUCUGUAAAAUCUAACACUGAGGAAAACUUCAGAACGCAUCCGUCACAGAGUCGUCUUUCUUGCGUAGUCGAGGAGGAUAACCGUUAGUUGUGAGUAACUGCUUGGCCUAACCCCUAUUCUUUAACAUUUUUCCUUGCAUGCAAUAAAAGUGCCUUCGGACGUGACUCUAGAGUAUUUAAAAGCGUUGAUUUUCCCGUAGAGAGGCGAUGCCAGCCCCCACUAUUUGAAGGAGCAUUUUUGAACUCCGAACUGUUAAAGCAGUUAGUUAAAUUCGACUGAAUCUCCCUGGUGUCCAAAUAUAAUAAUAUUUUUUUAGUAAAGACCCCUCGGGAUCCCAUCAAAGCACAACACAAAUUAUGUAAAGUAUAUGACAUUCGUACUUAUACUUUUCUGUUUUGGUAAGACAUGUGAUUGGUCGAGUGAAGACUGGAUGAACCCGAAACAAGUUCGUAUAAGUCUACCCUCUCAUUCACUGUCGUAUCCCCUCUGCUGGCAUAGCUUAACCGAGUUGGGCCUGGUCGCCUGUUCGUGACCUCUGCCACUAAUAAGGAGCGUCUUUGCUUCGGGGGGCGGUGGAACGGUGUGUGUGCGCGUCCAUUCCCGUCCUUAAACGUAUACUUAUAUUUACUAUACUUAUAGAAUGGCUGAAGAUGAGAACUUCCAGUGUGGCAAAUGCUCAAAAAGCCUGAUUGGACAACGAUACAUCCUCAACGCGGAGGUGCCCUAUUGCAUCGAAUGCUACGACGCUAACUUCACAAAUGUGUGCGCUGCUUGCGGCGAAAGAAUCACCUCAUCCUCCAAGGUAAGUCCAAUUUCCGGUUUUCAAAAUCAUCCCCCCAACUAAAAUUCCCCAAAAUUCACUUGACACAAUUGUGAAAAACCCUGCGGCCUCGGUGGGAUAAGAACGCACGACAGCAUUAGGAGAACUUGCGUACAGUCGGCGCCUUAAUCACCUGAUCUAAGAAGCCUCAACAUGGGCCGUGAGUUUAAUCACAUUUUGGCCUAGCCACCCACUCAACCUACUGCAACGUACUGAAUCUACCAAUUCUGAUACAGUAAGCUGACUGCCCAAGUGGGAUUUCGUAAUUAAUCGACCUAGAAUUCAGGAGAUGAUUAACGGGUCCAUUUAAUUAAUUGGUUUCCUUGCCAACUGGCGACUUUCAGACGUUUAAGUUGACUGCCUUUAAAAAGAGAAGUGUUUUGUGGGUUUUGAAACUUACAAUAAUGAUAGCACGAGGAGAUUUCCGGUGAAUGGCCUACCAUGCUGAUGCAAACACUCCCAAGUCAGUAAUACUUAAAAACCAAAAAGGAUAGAUGGAGACAAAAUUUUUUAAUGUAACCGGAUGAGCUGCAACUCGGGAAAAAGGAUUUUUAGGUGGUUAAACACUUCAGAAUACUUUGGAAAUAUAUUUCUCUACAUAUAGUAACUCUGGUCAAAGUUCGAUUCCAGCUGCGUUACCGAAUUCUGCAUUAGAUCAAUAUUAUUCGACUUCCUUCCGAUGUGGGGUGGCUAACAUAGUUUUGUCUCACAUACAACGAUCUGUCCGAACUCAGCCGUCGGAGACUCAUGACUAAAAAGUAAACCGGCCUCUGAAGGCCUUUGAGCACACGGAUUGUGAUCAAAAAAGGGCCUGAACGUUUUGUACGUUCUAAGGCACCAAAUGUACCCAAUGAGUUGAUAUAACCGGCGUACUGAUGUAUGUUUAGGGUUAGAGUGUCAGAUGUUUAGGAGUUGUUUAACCUAAGUAUAGUAUGCCAAUUUCUGGGUUGCUAAUACUCCGCCUUAGAAGUAUUAUUGACUCGUACAAUUCUAGGAAUGGAGAGGGUGUCCGGCGUACUUUUUCUAUGCGGCCUAGAUUUUGCUAAAAAUAUUUUCCUAAGCCGCAAAAUGUUACUGUUUUUACUGCUGUUUUGAGACUUUUGUGGCACUUUAGAAUUGCAGCGGGGAUGUUGACUUGAAAAUCUCUUUUUAGUUGGUUGAUCAUAGAACGAAGAGAUAGGUCGAUUUGAAUAAAGUGAACUCUGUUGUCGGUUCGUCAGUAAUGAGAAAUCGGUCGGAUUUCAUUUCGUUGCCGUACCUGCAGUAGAAAAGCUCCAGUCCCUAUCCCCUAACCUUAAUCUAACCUUAAACAUCAGCCCCUAACUCUCAAUCCCUAACCCCUACCCCUAACCCUGAACCCUAAAAACUGCGGCUACAAAAUAGGAUCUCGCCGAGAAGUCAUAUCAAAAGGGGAGCGAUAUGCUAGUCGACACAUUUUAAACGGCUUCCUCAACUUGACUUGACCAAGACGUAUGGUUAUUUUAUUUAUCGAAUAAAUUUCUUCAUUGAAUACACAACUUUCCGAAACUUUUCGUCCAAAGCAUAAACCUUCGAGGUAGACAUAAACAAGCAAAUAACCCGAUAAGACAAACUCUGUCAGGCAUUUUGAUUUCGGACUUACCUAUUAAAUCAAAAGGCCGCAUCCACUCAACUCAUAUCGGUUUCCGGCGUUUGCACCUAGUCGCCGCGGCCACGAUGACAGGACUCUGUAUCGCUACUUUGCCUCUUGAGUGCUCGACGAGUAUAUGUGCCCCUCGAGCAGACGUUCCUCCAGUUAGAUUACCCCUGUUUGAAAAUGCCUGCUUCCGCUCACGGCGAUGCUGCAUGAACCGCAGUUACUUUUCUUCUCUCUCUUCAGGACCUCUCCUUCCAGGACAAGCACUGGCAUGAGGCCUGUUUCUUGUGCAGUCAGUGCCAGAAGAGCCUGUCGGACAAGCCGUUCGCCACCAAGGAUAAUGGCAUCUACUGCCCAGACUGCUACGAUGAGAAGUUCGCUGCCCGCUGUGAUGCCUGCGGCAAGACCUUCAAGGCAGCCAUGCGCAAGUACGAGUACAAAGGCGGGGCCUGGCAUGAGGAGUGUUUCCUCUGCAGCGAGUGCAAGCAACCCAUAGGGACAAAGAGUUUCAUUCCUCGCGGCGACGCCAUCGUCUGCAUUGCCUGCUAUGAGGACAAAUUUGCCCAGAAGUGCGAGAAGUGUAAGCAGGUACAGGACAGUCUUUGUAGUUCUUUCCAGAUCCAGACCUGCAUUCCUUCUGGGGUUCCAGUUUAUUCCCGCCGCCGAUGUGGUGUAAACUCGCAACGACUGCUUAUACGGUUCCAUGUAGGUGCUAGUGGUCAAGAUUACGCAUCCAUGCCAUGCGUUAGCACUUCCGCUGGUUGAAGUAAUUGACCGAGGCUGAGAGGUUGUUUGAGACUGUAACAUCACCCAGCUGUGGGGCUAUCAGAUUAUACAAUUUCUGUAAUGAUCCACAGCCUCAGUUUAUUUGGGGAAACUCAUAUUGAGGCUACAUAUUUGAGAAUACUCCACGGGUUCCUCUUCCGUCAGUCAACUUAGCUCGAAUGUACAGUAGGUGAGCUAACUCAAGAAAUGUCAACCGAAAUUUCGGAAUCGUGUUCGUUUCGAAAAGACUAAUUAAGUAGGGUUGUAAAAUUAAUCAGCCCGCAGUAAAAUUCUAUAAUAAUUCAGUAACCUCAGGAUGCCGGUCUUCGAACGAACGUGCUCCGGCUGCAUACAUAAACCAUACUUUGUAAAAAAUGACUAGUUAUGUAGCAUGCUAUUUUCUCAUUGAUUUUUGAUGCCCCUAAAUGUCCAAUUAUAUUUCAUGGAAAACAUGCAUAAAAAUAUUCAUUCUUCCGCUCAUUCGGUAGCAAAUCACGUCUUCUUCCAAUUUUAUACUCGAAAGAAGGACAUAACACGGUUUUCAAAAACUCUUCCCAUUCCCGGCUAAUUUCGAACCCACUGUGCCGUCACACUUACAUUCAUGGAUCCAAAACUACAAGCCACAUAUUUUCUGCGUGCAAAAACAUACAUUUCACUACGGUAUUAUGAGGAGACCAUAUGGAAUUCAUAAAAUUUGGCAUUGGAUUUGAUCCAUAUUGUUAGCUUUACAAGCCACAUUGGUAAAUGCAGAGACAUUACGUUUUGUGAACGGCCAUACAACGGUAUUUAAAAGUCUCACAAAUAGAAACUUUUUGAAACCAACUUUUGUCCCUCCGAGUACAAAAUUGAAAGAAAACGUAAUUUUCUACCGAAUGAGCGAGCGAACAAAUAUUUUUAUGCAUGUUUUUCAUGAAAUAUAAUUGGACAUUUAGGGCCAUCGAAAAUCAAUGCGAAAAAUACAGGCUACAUAAGUAGUCAUUUUUUACAAAGUAUGGUUUAUGUAUGCAACCGGAAGGACGUUCGUUCGAAAGCCGGCAUCCUGAGGUAACUAAAUUAUUACAGAAGUUUACUGCAGACUGAUUAGUUUUAAAACGCUACUUAAUUAAUCUUUUCGAAACGAAAGCGCAUUUCGGGAUUUCGGUUGACAUUUCAUGAGUUAGCCCACCUCCUGUAGGUGGCCCCAGGGGGAUUUAAAAUGUCGUGCAGGACUCCUGAACCCCAAUUCCUGCCCCUGAGGAACGAGAAUUCAGUGUCCGGUCGUAUGCCAUAAGGCACGCUACACAUUGUAGGAUUACGGGCCAGAUCACUGCUCACAACACCCCCUGGUGGGCUGGGAGGUCGAAUUGGGCUAAGCGUCAGCGGACACAGAAAAGUUUGCAAUAGGACCGCAGUAUGUGGAAUUAUGAACCCGGCAUCAAAAUUCCUAGGGCAGACUGAGUGCAGAUAGGAGGAUGUCGCUGACACGAGCCUCUACCUUUGGUUCCAAUUAGCCAAGUGUUUCUUCAGUUGUGAAGAACUUUUGGGGUCAAAAAGAGGAGACCUCUGUCCAUUUUUUAUCUGACUCUAACUUCUGGAAUCGGCAGUAAAAUAUUAAUGGUAGGAGUGUCACUGCUGACAGGGAAGAUUCCCCCUGCUAAAUUUCCCAGAAUUAUAAUACUCCGUCCUAUAGAGUACAAUGUAUUCAAUUUUCAAAUGUGCAAGCCGAAACUCAGUCGCUCAUUCAGUCAGUUGACCAACAGAAUGCAACCUGAUGGGACACUUGAACUGUGUUUUCCUUCGAGUUAAAAUUCUCAACAUCUCACAUCCCUUUGAACUCUACAAAGUCUUUCAGAGAGCCAAAUGACUGUCUCAGGUAAACAAACUACAAGCAAGGGGGAUGUUAGGAGAUUUUCAUGAAAAACAGAGGGACGCCGAACCUCCCUGCGACUGCUCAACCCUUAUAGGACAAGACUUUUAUGUCGUUAAGGCCUGUCUUCUCCAGCUGUCUUGGAGAUAAUUCUGCAAGAUUAGAUUACCGGGUAAUUAGCACAGAUAUCUAUGACUGAGACUGUUUAGAAGAAUUAAUCAGUAAUUGGAAGUUGUGAUUUUUAUAUUGUCGGCAUAGCCUGACUGGCGCAUUACAUGAAGGGAGUAAAGACGAGGGAAUAGGCGGGCACCAUAGCGACAGUCAGAUUAUCGGAGGGAGAACGUCGGUAACUAAUAAAUUAGGUAAAGUCGACAUGGAUUUCCUCUUUCCCGCGCUGAAGUGGAAGAUGCAGGAAACACAAACCAUGUCACUUCUAAAUCAACAUAGCACAAAUGAGAAGUAAAGCAGACGACUGGUUUCCUCCUAGUCACCAUUGCGGACCGGUUUUCAAUCCUGUUUCAACUGGCUGAGAUCAGAUAAUUGAAGUGAAGAACAUUAAAAGUAUUUACCUUUAAUGACUCCUUCCUUCUGCUUGUCUCACUCUUUACACAACUAUUUUUGCACUCUGUAAAGCCUUGCCGACUAGAGCGUGUUUCAUAAAGAUUGAAGGAUGAAUCAUACUAGUAACCCAGACACACCAGUUUCGCCGACCUUGUGCCACUAGCGCGGGGGACUCUGCACAUCGGGGCAUCCACCGGAGGUCCCUGUGUUCUCCAGUUUCCAUGCCGCCUUGUUUAAUUUCCGGGUAAAAUUAGUGCGCGAACGCUAAGCAAAUCCGGAUAUGAGAACAGGAGCCGCCUGUAUGCGCUGAUGUGUGUCUGCUGGUUGGGCUCGAGAGAAAUCUCAUAAGGCACAACGGAACGACUGUGUUCCGUAAGAACGAUCGGUGAGCGCCCAUUUACCACUGUAUAUUCCCGAUCGAAAACCACAAGACAACGAGUCUGUGGCUCAGUGGUAAGGGUCGUUGGACUUCUAACUGACAGGUCGCGAGUUCGAGCCUCGGGUGUUCCACACUUCGGGGUUGGGUAUGACUGGCGUACAACGGGUAAUAAGCCAGAAAUGCCCAUUCCAGUCUCGCUUGUCUUUGUCGGUAAUACCACUCUGCCUAUAUCAUGCGCCGCUGUGCGUUGUGUGAGACGACAAACUAUCCUUACCUUCUCCGCAUGGAAUAGAGUUAGUGAGGAAUAUUAUUUGACAGAAUGGUAUUACCAACAAAUACAAGGCAGACUUUGGCGGUAAUACCAUUCUGCCUAUAUCAUGCGCCGCUGUGUGGCUGCUGGUUGGGCUCGAGAGAGAGCCCGUAAGACACAACGGCACGAGUGAGUUCCGUUCGUUCUGAUCGGUGAGCGUCCCUCUACCAUUGUAGCUUCUUUGUAUCAACUUCUAGUGAAAUUAAGGUUAGGUUUAAGGUGAGGGCUAGGGUUGAGUUAAGGACUGGGUUUAACGUUAAAUUUAAAGUCAGCGGCGAUGUAAAACAAAACCAAGGUUUACGUUAGGCAUUAGUGGUAACUGUAGACGUGAGGAUUGGGAUUGGGUUAGGGUGAAGAUUAGGGCAACGGUUUAGUUUUAUACUGGAAUUAUUGAUGGGGUUAGGACACGUGAAUAUUUUGUCCUUUCUAGAGUUAUGCGUAGGUCCACCUUUAUUAGUUGAGAGAAACGUUCCUAUUUCCGAGUACUGUUUAGACGUCGAUAUAAGUCAGUCCCGCCGUCAUUCCUUCAGAAUAAACCAAUUUUCCGGCUCGGUCCGGAAGUUGAUAUUAGUAUUUCGGACCGGGUCUGGAAAAGCUUCGAUCUGAAGGAAAUAAACCACAUUCGCUCAUUAAUUUCCUCAGGAAUUAGACACUGUACACAAAAGUCUUUUGUAAUGCCACUUCUGGAAAAAUGGUGUUGUUGGUGUUGGUGCAGGGCGGAGAACUGAGAAAAUGAGACCGACCUUGGGAAAUCCAUUUCCACGACAGAUGAGCACAUUGCCUACUAUUAUGAAUCAAACGCGCCUGAAUACACAACAACGCGAUAUCAGUCGUGCCAACUUACAUUACUUGGUCCUUUUCGGGAUCGGGGCUCAGUCUGCAAUGGCUUCUUCUAGUCAGCUCAUAUCGUAGUCCGUAACGGGACCAUGUCGUGAGUGGCACGCUUAGAGUGGUCGCUUAGCUGUGUCAGACCCUGAGCUCUAACCCGUCGCCGAUUGUUCCGACCCUGUUUUGCUGUUGAACUCAGACGAUCGGGGCGGGCAAGAGGGCGGUAGAUGCUGCGCAAGUGUGCCUCAUUUCAAGCCCAUUCGUGCGCGCAAUUCGCUGACGUUACGCCCAAUCCGGGAAGCCUGCACCGGACGUCGUUGACUGAGGUUAACGAGCUGUCGUGGCCCUGUUUGAGCUUGCAGUGUGUCAAAUAACGUGUCGAUCGUAGAGUUCAUGUUGCCAGUGAGGAUUUUGCGGAUCCAUAUAGGCUAAUCUGCACCACUGACGGGACAGAAGACCUAUAUCAUGCCAUGAAGUAGACAUAUUGUUAGGUUUGUUACUGGUUACCCUUUCUAUCGACGACACCGUCUCUUGCUUGCUUGUGGGCGCCCGCGCAGUGUUAUUAAGUAAGCCCGAAGGGAAGUUGCCUGGCUAGACUUCGACUACUAUUCACGUCCGAGGCAGACUUAAUUCUGCGGGCCUUUAUCAGUGGAUAAAAAACAUACCCCCGUGCUAGGGAACGUUCGCUCAUUUCACCACUGUCCCCAUGAUGCCCAACAUCCCUAAUAUUUAGAACCAGUCUUGCACCAGUCAAACUUCCCAUUCUUCUGCGCCACCUUCUUGCUCGGAUGAUACUACUCACUAUUUUCAUCCGCCAGGUGAUUAACAAGGGAGGCAUCACGUACAAGGGCCAGCCCUGGCACAAGGAAUGUUUCCUCUGCGCCAAGUGUGGCGGACAACUGGCAGGACAGAAAUUCACCUCCAAGGACAAUGCAAUCUACUGUGCUGACUGCUACUCGGAACUUUUCGCAAAGAGAUGCAAUCACUGUUCAAAACCCAUCAGCGGUGAGUCUUUUGAUCUCAAAAUCACUCUUAGAAUGCGGCGCGCGCGGUCUCAAGAGGCAGAUGGAAAUGGGGUUGAGAUAGAGGAACAUACAGUUCUUCGAGGGCAGGGAAUCGUGUGAAGGCUCAGUUAAGGACUCCUGUUGGAUCAACAGAGGUCGGAAUAGGCGUACAGUGUGGGCUGAAACUCACGGCGAUGUCACAUGUGUCUAUGGCUGAUCGAUAAAAGGCGUGCCUUUACAGUGAUCGAGCUCCUUGUCUCCAUCGAUACUUUUCAGGCUCUAUCGAAGAAGUCACUCCUGAACAAGAUAAAUAUUUUUGCAAUGAUAUUGGGUGAUCCUCAACCACACUUUUUAUGGAAGAACAGAAAAAGCAGCGUUGCUCUUAUAUCAUCUAAAACGAUAUUCAACCUUUCUACUAGUGCUCAAAAAGUCUAGUAUAUCAGAGUAUUUUUGAAUUAUACAAGUAUACGCAAACAAGAAUAGGUGCACACCAAUCUGUUGGCCGCCGAAGGAGACAAGCCCGGACAGUGUUUCAAAACUCACAAUCAGACAAAUUUGGUCAAUCUGCGAUAACAGGAGAAGAGAUGUUGGCAGAAAUGUGAGCAGAUUGGCGCAGAAUCAUCUCAGGCUUCUUCCGUCCUCAUUCAGUCGGUCAUAACCAUGACCAUCUUCUGAAACCAAAAACACAAAGACAUGCGCACAUAACCGGCUUAGAGAUCUGUCAGACGCGCCACAAGUAAUUCACCGAAAUGAAGUUUAUCAGCGCCUCACCGCUUGGCAUUCUCUCUCUCGCAGCAUAUGGAUAUUUAUUCAUUCAGCGGUGGAAGUGUACUGAUCCACUGGCUCUGUGAGACAAACAAGAUUCGACUGAGUGGCAGAAGUCAUGAGUGAGCAAGCAUAUCUCAGGCCGAGCUCGGCAGUGUUGGGAUAGCUGAGGAGAUUGCGAAAGUGAUGCGGUCAGAAUUGUGCAAGGUUUUUCUGGCUUAUUUUGCCUUCAUUAAGUCAACCAUAACCCCGGCUAAUAUGAAUAGCCGAAGACAAUGUCUUUAUGCACACAUAUAUGUUGAAAAACAGGCAUCCCAAAAAAAUAUAAUUAUAAAGGUGAAGUUCUUUGGGAAACAGCAAAGGUGAUUGUGUAAAUUUUUGAGAAUUAUUCCCCAGCUCGUCUUCAGACAACGGGAGUGCAAAAACAAUUAACUUCUAUUUAACUUCAAUUAACUUCUAUGGGUUCACCCAUAUCCGGUUUCCUGGCAGAGGCAGUACUACAUAAAAUAGAGAGCACAGCGCUUCCCACAGUCAACCCAAAACUUUGGCACUUUUGUCAUCGUCAAGAAAGGUUAAUUGAAUCUGCUCCAUACCCAUAUUAACUCCAUAUUUCCAGGACUUACAUUUACUUUCGAAACAGAGGUCUAUGGACAACUCCCAUUCCUGGAUGUCCUGGUACGCCGAAAAACCGAUGGAUCACUUCAGACAUCAGUUUAUCGCAAAGAGGCGUAUUCAGAGGUCAUCCUACACUUUGAGAGUAACCACCCUGUCUCUCACAAACAGAGUACAGUCUACAGCCUUCUGAAUCGAGCCAAAACUCACGGCUCUGAUGAAACAAGUUAUCGAGCAGAAAUUAAAUACCUCUACAAACUGUUCUCCCAAAAUGGGUACCCGCAUGACUUUAUUCGUCAAUGCAUGGGGCACCAGCAACUCAAGGGAAAAGGGAUUUCCAAUGCUACGGCCGCUCAGGCACCAAAACCAAUCAUAUGGCGAACUCUCCCAUGCGUUAAAAAUGUAUCUGAACUUGUCGAAAGACAAUUGAAAAACUACCAGAUACACUUAGAACACCAGCCGGCAACUACCUUACGCACGCAACUUGUACACCCUAAGGACAGGGUUGGCUACCUCGAAAGAAGAGGUGUUGUCUACAAAAUCCCAUGUUCUAGUUGUGAUGCCGUUUAUUGUGGCCAAACUGGGAAAUCUGUCUCAACCCGUAUACGUGAGCAUCAGUUAGCGGUGAAGGGACGCGACCAUCUCUCCCAGGAGGCCAUGCACACACUGGACACUGGGCACAAAUUUGCAUGGGAAAACACUCGCGCUGUUGGCGCCUGCCCAUCAAGGAAAGGCCGCCAAUUCCUGGAGGCAAUGCACUCAGAUGAGGCAUGCAUCAACCGGCAUAUCGAUUUAGAUGCCACAUACAAAAUCGUUAAGGACAGAUUCAAAGUGACUCAACUAAUCCCGAGAUGAUGAUCUUAACCAAUCAUAGAAUCCUUUUGCCAGAAUCGGUCUAGAAGUUAAUUAUUUUUGUACGCCCGUUGUCGGAAGACGAGCUGGGGAACCAGCCUUGAAAAUUUACACAAUAAACUUUGUUGUUUCCCAAAGAACUUCACCCUUCUAACACAUAUGUAUAUAUUCAAUCAGGAGCGGUAGACCUACGUGGUGGAAUAACUGCACCAGGUUCGUCUGUGCGCAUGUUUGUGUUUCUGGUCCCAGCUGCUGGUCAGGGAAAAAUAGGCCCAAAACAGUACUGUAUUAAGUUUAUCCUCACUCUCUGUCCUCUCUUCUUGACGCAUAUAUGUAUACAGUAGAUGGGCUAACUCAAGAAAUAUUGACAAAAAUUCUGAGAUGCGUUUUCCGUUCAAAAAGAACACUUAGACAGGGUUGCAAUAAUAAUCACCGUGCAGCAUGACCCAAUAAUAAUUCUGUUAUUCCAGGACGCCAGCUUUCAAACAAACUUCUCUCUGGUAGCCUGCAAAAAUCACAGUUGGCAAAAAUGGCCACCUAAGUGCCAUGAAAAUUUCCCGUUGAUUUUCGAUGUCUUUAUAAAUUCAGAUAUAUUGCACGGAAACCAUGCCUAAAAAUAUUCAUUCUUUUGCUUAUUUGGUAGAGAAUUACGUCUUCUUAAAAUUUUAUACUUAAAGGAAGCAUACGAGUCAGAUUUGAUAGACUUUUCCAAUUCCUGAAUUUUUUGAUACCAUCAUGCCGCUAUACUUUCCAAACCACAAGACUUGUAUUUUCCGCGUACGAAAGAUCACACAUUUGCCUACGUUAUUAAGAGGAGACCGUAUAGGAAUUUACAAAAUGUAUCCGUAUAUUUGAGUAUAUUGUAAAUUUUGCAAGCAACAUUAGUAAAUGCAGAGACAUGGUGUUUUGUGAACGGGUAUUAUACGGUCCUAAAAAUAUCCUAAUUAAGGACCUUUUAAAACCGAUUAUGUCCUUAUCUUAAGUAAGAAGUUAAAGAUAUGAUUCCUUACCCGAUGAGCAAAGGGAUGAAUAUUUUUAUGCAUGCCUUCUAUGAAAUAAAUUUGAAUUUAUAAGGACAUCGAAUAUCAACGAGAAACAUUCAUGUUAAUCAGGACGCCAAUUUUUACAAAGUGCAGUUUAGCAGGCAGCCGAAAAGAGGUUCGUUCAAAAGCCAGCGUCCUGUAGUAAUGGAAUUAUUAUGAAACGAUGCUGCAUGACAAUUGGUAUUACGGCCUUGCUUAAGUAUUCUUUUUAGUGGGAAACACCUUCCAGAAUUUCGGUUAACAUUUCAUGAGACAGCACGUCUAUCAUCUACAUACAUGACAUGAAGAGGCGAUCUCGAGAACCAUAGUUAUAUUGUCCUGACGUUUCAAAAGCAAACAAGCUUUCAUCAUCGGAAGUGAGUGUUGUACCUCGCCUCACAGUAUUUAUAGGCGGUGACGAUCUUGUUACAACGGGUUUACGUCUAUUCGGGAGCCGUCGUUCGGACGCUAGCUGUCACCGCACGUGCUUGUAUUAAUCUUAGCUCUCUUCCUCUGCUGGUAAUCUCCUUCACCACCCCGCAGCCACUUGAGUUCUCACCUGCCGCAUGAGUGGCAGUGACUAUUACACCCUCAUCGGGUCCGUUAGCGUUACUGCGAUCGUUCGUUUUCACACCCGCCGGAUAAUUGGAGGACGCGGCUGUAGUGACGAUCGCACCUUCGUCAGGCUCGGGUUGUAGUACAGGUGCGAGUGUGUCCUCAAUGGACUAGGCCGUAUUUGGGUUUCUGUCUUCUGCCUCUGCUCUUCUGUUCACUGAGCUGUCGAUUACUAGUCGUUAUACGACUGCCUGUUAGGGACCUAGAUUGAAUCCCUAGGCGCGACGGAACAAUCACGCCCCUUAACUUGAUCAGUGAACCCUCAUCCCAUGAUAUACACAUAUAUAUUACAUACGAUAAGAUCCGGUUAAUUGGACUAUCAUUUAUGUGGAUGGGAAGAAUCUCCUGCCACUUUUUGAAGAAAUGAAACAGAUCGUUUAUACCAUCCUUAUUUCUCUCCUGCUAAUUGGGGACCUUAUGCACGUAUAUGGGUUGGUUUUUGUUCCAAGUCAGUAACGGAGAGACAAUGUUGGAUGAAUAGUCAGCAUUUUGACAGCUAGAGGAAUGGUUUGAUGGUCGAGAGCUUGGCAAAGUAGCUGGUCUGCCUGUUGUUCACAUGUCAUUCGACAAAUCAACUUCUACGUUGAGGGCGGCUGAAAAUGAGGGAAACUGCGAGCGGGGAAACAAGUCUACGGAUCCAGGCAACUACGGACAAUAUGUUGUUUACUGGCUUGCCCAAGCUGAUGUCGAUCGGUCGGUCUAAUCGCCUGUUCCUGCCACACUCUUGCAUGCAAAUAGCACGGAAAGUUAGGACAUAACAUUGCACGUCAAAGUUGCCGUGGUGGACCGAAGAUCAUGCCAACAUCUCUACACUAAUAAUCGUCAGCUGCUGGCAAAAUAGGUAUGCCACGGUCUACAAUUACAGGGAUGGUACGCAGGAGGACAAAUAAUGAAACUAAAAACACCUGAAAAUCGCUCCUGGAUUUCGAAACUGAACGAAUUGUCUGUAGGAAGUAAUACACGUAUUCAUUAUCCAGUGAGCCUAAAGUUCGCAACUUGCUCCAAUCCCUUCACUAACCGCAGUUUCACUUUAAGGUCACUGGACCUGGUCGUAGUCCACCGAAAUUUCAAGCGUUUUGGUACAUUCUGAAAAAACCUUUACCUGAGCUGUCUAUUAAAACAGGUGGAUUAAUUACACGACUGUUGAAUUCCAGCAUUAGACCUUAAAUUUUGGUUAAAAUUCCGGUUAGACAGGAGCAUAUGAAACCCUAUUACGGAAGGCCUUGCCCUAAAGCCCAGGGUUCGUGUUAGAACGACCAAGAUUACCACUACAGCGGGUGGGCUAACUCAUGAAAUGUCAACCGAAAUUCCGAAAUGCGUUUCCGUUUCGAAAAGAUUAAAAAAAUAAAAUUGUAGAACUGAUCAUCAUGCAGCAUAGGUCUAUGAUAAUUCAGUUACAUCAGGAUGCCAGCCUUCGAACGAAAUUCUUUCCAUCUGCGUGCAAAAACUAUAUCCUGCAAAAAAUGACUACUUCAGUGGCAUGCAUUUUUCUCAAUGAUUUUCGGUACCCCUAUAAAUUCAAAUAUAUUUAGUGACAAACAUGCAUGAAAAUAUUCACUCCCCUGCAAAUUCGGUAGAAAAUGACGUCUUCUGCCAAUUUUACACUCAUAGGGAGGGUAUAAUUUGCUUAUAAAAAGUUUCUAAUUAUGGGAAUUUUAAUACCGUGAAAUGGCCGUUCAUAAAACCUCAUGUCUUUGCAUUUGCCAAUAUGGCUGGUAAAUUUAACAAUAUGGCUCAUAUCCACUGCUAAAUUUCAUGAACUCCAUAUAGUCUCAUCUUAAUACUAUAGAGAAAUGUAUGGUUUUCCGUACGCAGAAAAUAUGCGGUUUGUAGUUUGGGAACCCCGAACGCAAAUGUAACGGCAUCUCGGGUUCAAAAUUAUUCGGGAAUCGGAAAAGUUUCUGAAUACCGGAUAAGACCCUUCCUUUGAGUAUGAAACUGGAGGAAGAAGUAAUAUUCUACCGAAUGAGCAAAAGAUUGGAUAUUUUUGUACAUGUUUCUUAUGAAAUAUAUUUGAAUUUUUAACAGCAUCAAAAAUGAAUGAGAAAACUGCAUGCUGCAUUAGUAGUCAUUUUUUAUAGCGCGUAGUGUUUGCAUGCAGCCGGGAAGACUUUCGUUCGAAAGCCGACAACCUGAGGUAACCGAUAAAUUAUAGACUUAUGCUGCACGAUAAUCAACUUUACGAUCCUAAUUUAUUAAUCCUUUUGAAAUGAAAACGUAUUUCGGAAUUUCUAUUGACAUUUUAUGAGUUAGCCCAUCUACUAUUGGUUUAGUAUUAGGAAUAGGCCCAUGGCAGGUAGCGUUGCUGGUAGUGGUAGACACCGGUAGAUGCGGGCUCACCGAUUGCGUUAAAAGACACACUCGUCCUGUCUAGUGCCACAGAUCACAGUCCCAAGCCCUGUCAGCAGCCCCGCGAGGGUUAGUAAUAUAGACAUAAUAGCCUUACCGAAAAUGACAGGGGAAACUGGAGUGUCCAGCCCUGGCGGAGCUUGAGAUUGUGCCCCAAAGUACAACGGGACGCGUAUGUCCUGUAACACACCCUUCCACCGUUGCUAGUCUAUCUGAUCGCGACCCACAAGACGCCAAGGCCGUGGCUCAAUGCCCAGGGUGUUGGAUUUCUAAACAACAGGUCGCAGGGUCAAACGUCGAGAGUAACCCAAACUCUGGGGCUUGUGUGUAGCUGGCGGAUCGCGACUAGCAAUUCAAAACAACGAAUUCCAGUCCCCAUUGUCUUUGUAAGUAGUGUUGGAAGAGAUCCAUAGUCCCCUAUCCGACCCGAAUUACAAGUUACAUAGUUUCUGCCAAAAAGUGUAUGCUUUUGGAUGGAUAGAAAUGCGACGCAGUAGAUUUGGCCUAGUUCAGUGGGGAGAUGUGUCAGUACCGAAUGCUAGGACCUGGUCUGAUUUGCAUGCGUCUACACAGUGAACAUUAUGCCUGCUGACGUGUUUGUUUGCAUAGCAAAUCGAAGGUUUACUGACGGUUAGUCAAUGCCUACGACUGCUUGAUGUAAUCUGGCGUCCUUACUUGGCAUUAAUUCCUCCCUCGGUAUUUUCCUGAAGUCAUUAAGAAUUUAUGUAAAAAAUUACAUGAUACUUACACAGUCCUAUCCUACUAUCAAAAUUUGUGGCGUAUCAGAUCAAGAACCCGGUAUAUAAUUUAAGUAAUCUGGAAGGGAAUUGCUGCUAUUAGCAGUGCCGUCAUUGCAGAAUAUGUCUGUCUCUUAGCUCGUAAAACGACCUCUGCUUUUAUUGUUGAUUUAUGCCUCAUAGAAGCGAGUUUUCAUUUACACAUCUAUCAGGUCUAAAAUAUUCGGCUAACCUCACCCUUGUCAUGCUCCAGCAUUUUAUUGAAACUGGCAGCUACCUCAUUCAGGUUCUUAAGUUACUUAAAAUGAAUCGUUCUAAGCGAUGAAGAAGAAGAAGAAGAAGAAGAAGAAGAAGAAGAAGAAGAAGCAGAAGAGAGGUCGAGCACCGGAACAUUUUGUUUAUGGUCCUAGGCUUCUGAACUCCUGCGGGAGCCCAUUGUCAGAAACGGUAGCAGCAACAGAACGAGCGACAUUUAUAAGGCAUGUAAGCCAAUCACUGACCGGAGGAAUGAGCACGUGAGGCACGUUAUCUCAAAAAUGGCUUUUCGAGGGCAUUCAUAAGUCGCUGCCGACGCGAUCGCCCCCAGAGUACUCAAACAUCAGCACCAUCAACGAUAUGGCUUUCUAUGCUAUACAUUAAGGACGUUUCAGAAGCAACCGAGCGAAUUGUUGCAGAGUUGUUUUGGAAUUGCACACCGCCCUAAAACCACUAUGGGCCGGUUAAAACCUGAAGAGCAAUCUGCAGUGAUGUAUCGCAUGUCAUGCCAAAACUGUCCUCGUAACUGCACAGGCCAGGCUGAACGACGAGGCUGUGCGAAGAGGUGACGCACACCUACGAACUGAGUCAUGAGUUUAACUUCGAAGCCACCAAAAUAAUUGCCCACGCCGGCAACAAAGUAGGCCAGGAAUCGAUGGAGGCCUGGGCCUCGGAUGAGAACUCUGUCAAUCGAUUUAUCGAUCUGGCGCCGGCAUACAGAACCCUGCGCGGUCACCUCCGGUCUUGCGCCGUCGAUCAACGAUUGGCUAACACGCUCUAUAACUGUCAUUUGUUCUAUUGUUGCUACUAUCUCUAACGAUGGACUCCUGCACGAGUUCGGGCGCUCAGUACAAUGAACAUAAUGUUCCGGUGCUCGACUCCACCCCUUCUCCUUCUUUUUCUUUUUCUUCUUCUUCUUCUUCAAUUAUGCAUACACCUGUAACUCGAAAUUUUGCCUUCAUGCAUGAAUAAUCACUAUCGUAUGACGCGGACCGUGUGAUCUAUCACCGACUACUUGAUACUUAUUGUAUAAUCUGUUAUUAAUGCACCGACGAGUUGUGGGACUUAGAAUUCCAUAUAUAGAAAGGUGGAAGAAGAGUUCCCUCUUUUCUAAUUGCUUGUUAGUCCUGCUAGGUGAUAAACACUGUAAAACGGCUUUUACCGUUGCCUAUUCAUUCGACUGUCUUUCAACUAUUAACAACGUGAUGGCAUUUGAUUUAAAAAGAGGCUGACCACUUUUAUUUGUUCUUCCUCUCCAAUUUUCUCUUAGGCUUCGGUGGCUGCAAAUUCAUUACUUUUGAAGACAAGAAUUGGCACUCGGAAUGCUUCAACUGUAACAAAUGCCAGUGCAGUCUCGUUGGUCGUGGUUUCUUAGUGGAAGAUGGUGCGGUCGUUUGUCCAGACUGCAGUGCUUAG